Molecule: messenger RNA, 1913 nt
Organism: Owenia fusiformis
Lineage: Eukaryota; Metazoa; Annelida; Polychaeta; Sabellida; Oweniidae
Source: the annotation of a GenBank genome assembly
GGGCACCAAUACAGCAAUUGAACUACUCUGUUUGGAAGUUGUUUUCUUAGCAAAGAGCUCACAAGAAUCCUGCAGAUUUAUGUUCACACAAAAACAAAUUACAUACAGAACAAUUGAACAGUCUAGGAUUUCAACUGAAGUGUCUAUUGCACUAGAAUGUGUCAUGUUUGCCUGAUUGUCUUCUAAAUAUAAGUGUGCCUAGAUCUCAUUCAGAAACAAUGAUGGAACUUUGCUAGAAUCUACAAAUAUAAAGGACAAUAUGUUAUAAAGACAUGAACUGGUGAAUGAAAGCUGGCUAUUUGUACCAAGAGAUUCAGGACUGAGCAACCUUGAAUUCACACUUAAUCAGGACAGUGUUACAAAUUAUUACAGGAAUACACAUAGUUAUUUGGUAUGUGUUAAUCCAGGCCUGCAACAUCUGUGACACAAUGUUUAAUUGACGGAUGAAUAUAUAACAUUUUGUGGGAAUGAUUAGAAUCUACAUGUAAAAGAAAGAGAGACGUUGACUGCAGCUGAAAGGAAUAAAGCUAAGGAUAACAACGAUAAUACAUACACAGCAUCUGAUGAAAAGUUAUCAAUAUUUUUAAUAUACUGAAACAAACUUCAACGAGGGAAAUCAGUGAAUAUAAAACAUUGAGAGCUCUUAAAUGCAUAUUGGAUUUUUAGUUCCUAUUAAGUGAUCAGAACAUUAUAUAAAUACAGUGCUUGUUAUAGAUUGGUUUAAGUGAGUAGCACAAUUAUGGCAUCACUGGUGGAUAAGAAAUCCUUUGAUGAUUGGUCGACACCUCAGACUAUGAAAUCAUUGGAUAAACGCAUCGACUCCGAGCUUGACCUUGAAUCGCCAUCUGACCUUGAUACUGGGAAUGAUGCGGAUCAAAGUGACGAUGUAUCAGACUACUCAACGAAACACAUCAAAAUAAAACGUGUUCGCUCAGGAAGUAAAGAGCAUACAAAAAGUGCACGUGAUCUCAUUAAGUCCCGUCUGAAUGGCAACACAGCGGCACAGUUGCUUUUUUCCAGCUCCCCCAAAAUUGAAGGAAUGUUCGGAAGUGCCAGUGAUGACGAGGUUUUGAUUGAUGAUGAAAUAGCUCCUGAUCGGGAAAAUAUUCAACCCAGAAAUUCUAUGACAAGUAGCCUGCAUAUUAUCAGUGAGUCCCCAAAGUUGGGUGAGGCGGAUAUACAGCGUGUGAGACUACACAGUGAUAACACCAUCCCGGGUAAUGCCAGUGGUUACAUCUCAACAUCAGAGCCAGAUGAUCUCACAAAAUCAGACCAAGAUACAAAAUCUUCAAAAAUCAAACAACGUAACGGGAGUGCUAAAUACACUGGGGAACGCAGUAAGGGCAAACUAAGGGCAACUGAAAACCGUAGAAGCAGAAUGGCUGACACGGAUUCAAUAGACACUGAAAAUGAGGUCCAGCUUGCAAAAUUCAAUCGCGGACAUCACCGUAGCAGGAGCACAAAAGUAGAGAAGAAGGCCAGGGUAGUAGUGUGCGACUCUUAUUGUGAUACAUCAGACAGUGAAGAUUAAACACUUUUUGGAGGCGAUCUUGUACAUAAUAUCUACCUGGAGUAGAACUUGCAUUAUAUAAUGAAUUAAUAAAACAAAAUCAGUGUAUUCAGAUAUCAUGAACAAUUUGAGACUUACACAAAAUCGCUGGUCACUUAGACUCAUAAGAUAUCGAGGAAAUAGUAUUUUUCAAAUCUUGAUGUUUUAUCAACCCUAUAUUGGAUUAACAUUAUCAGGAAAUUGUUAAAAUCAGGAAUUCGAAGUGGCAAAGGAUAAACAGUAAAACCUGUGUAUAUUGGGCAUUUUUGCCAAAAAAAGAAUGUUCACUCAGGCUCGUACGCCUUUUACAGAAAUGGAUUGGUCAUUUCCCUCAAAUGAGUGUGGGAAAAAGCUACUUAAUUGC